GUACAAUUUGACAAUAGUUAGACUUAAAAUCAACCAACCAAAACAACCGUAUGUCAGCAUAACCUAUUCAUAUUCAAUAAAAAAUCUCUAUUUUAAUUUAUCGAUAUAAUAUGUUUUUAACCAAUGUUUUGCUAAAAAAAGCAAAAAGCAAACAUAUAAUGGUUCUCAUGGAAAGUGUUGUUUCGGGACAUAAAUUUAGCGCUGUAAGAGAGCGACUAGCAGAUAAAUUGGAACUGCUACGGUAUGAUCCAUACAUCCAACACGAAAGUUUAUACAAGGAAAGGAAGAAGAUAAAGAGUAUUAAGAAGUAAAAUAAAAUGUAGGAUAAAAUAUGUAGUAAUAAUGUACAAAUUUAUUAUUUCAAUAGUUUAUUUAGUUACUGUAUUUUAAAACAAUAAACAAGUCUUUGGAAUAAUUGUUUUAUUUCUAUUAAAUCCAUUGCAAGUCGUAGGGUUGCCAACUAUUUAAAGUGCCACAUUUUAUUAGGUUUUCUUUAACUUUACAAUAAAUUUAAUAUUUUAAAUAAUCAUGAUUGCUUAAAAUGUAAUUGAAGGAUGUUUUUCUAUUUUUGUUCAUAUCGAUCAAUGGUGCUGGCAACACUAUUCACAUAAUAAACAUAAAUUGUUUAUUAUAAUAGGGAUACCUUAAUUAUUUUCAUGGAUGUCAUGAUAAAGUUUAAAUAAUACGAAAAUUGCUACAGUACUUAGGAUUAAAAAUGGAAAUCCUUACAAUGUUUAAAACAUAGAAUAAUCCAAACCUUAUAAUAUAAUUAUGGUGAUUAUUAAAAUUGUUAUUAUAAAUAAUUUUGAAUUCACUAUAAUAUACUUUAAGUUUAAUUUAGAACAUGUCUACAUAAUAAAUACCCUAUUCUUACUUUUAAUUAUUUCAUUAAAAUCAAGGUGCAUUGUAGAAAUAAAGUGUGAUUUCAAAUUACAUGAUAAUAAUACAUUAUUAUAAUUAGUAUAAUUUUUUAAUACUAGCAAUAAAUGCUAAACUAUUAAAACAACAUUCGUAUUGCAUCCAAAUAUAAAUUAUAGGCCAAAAAUAUGAAAUAAUAAUAAUUUAAUACAUAUUAUUGGAAAACAGUCAAAAUUUUAAAUACCAAUGAAUAUAAUAUGAAUAAAAGAACACUUAAAGCUAUUCUCACUAUUUCCUAUUUGAUAUAACUUUACAAUUACAAUAACAAGUUAUCAAUGUUUUAAAUUACUUUAAGUUAACAACAUUAUGUUAAGAUGUGGUCAUACUGGCUCAGAAUUAAAUUGACUAGAAUAAGCAAAAUACAAGCUUAAUAUUUAUGUACUUUGUUGAAACAAACUGAUUCUUAAGUACAAUUAAUGUCCAAGAAAGCAAAAAAAUACUUAGAUUUUAUAUCUAUAUCAUUGGGUUUGCAUGAACUGUAAAUUUAUUUCGAAUUAUAUAAGCGUAAUUCCAAUAAAAUAAAUGACAUUUUUAAAUUAAUCAAUUCCCGUAAGUAAGUUGCUUAUGUAUGAAUGUUAGGGCUGUAAAAAAAGCCUCAAAAAUCUGCUAACUCAAAGAUCAACACAUAUUUUUUUAUUUAAUGGCUUGGUUACGAGACCUUUAAGCCAAUAAAAGAUCAAUACAAAUAUUUUUAUUCUCCAACUCAUUACUAAUACUAGUUUUUUUUUAAUAGAUAUUUCUUUAAAUGUAUUUCUAUACGGAUUGUAGUUUAUUCUUAAGACAUUAUAUGUAACAGCCCUAACUGAAAGGUAAUUUUUUAUAUUAUAGUUGUGUACAAAACGCAGACCCAAUGUUCUUAAAAUAAAAGACCUUACAUAAUAUUAUAAACACGUUAUUUAUAAUUAAUCCUAAAACAGAAUAAGCAAGUGUCAUAGUUUUAUAGUUGGUCCUCUAAUGACAAUAGAUUAUGAGUGGAAUGAAACAUAUCUAAUUUAUAGUAAUAGUGAUGAAAUAUGAACAAUUUAUAACUAAGAUAACAAUUUAUAGUGUUAAGGAAAACAAUCAAAUAUAUUUAAAAGUGCGUUACCCGUAAGUACCUUCAUCUUGUAUUUUGAAAAUAUAUUCACUAAAGGAGUAGUUUUUUUUUUUAUCUAGCAACAAUUAUCCAGUUCCUAAUAUAUGAAUUAUUUAUCUUCCUAUAUUUUUGUUUAUUCUACGUAAUGAAAAAUCCUAGCUACAAUAAAACGAAUAUAGUGAUUAAAAAACACUCUUAGAGGCUGUCAAUGACUUGUCACACGAGUUUGAGGUUUUUUCUACCCCUUUCCUGUCCUUGUCACAGGCUGUCACAUUUUCAGUAGCCCAUGAUGUGACGUCACACAUUUUCAAUUUCAAGCAGUUAUUUCAAAAAAAUCUUAGCGAAAAUGAAGUUUUGGUUGUUAUAUCAAGUUCGCUAAUUUUAAGUGUUGUCACUUUUAAAAUCUUACCAUGUUACAAAAGUCCCCCCCCCCUGCUCCCCGGCUAUUGUCACACUAUGUCACAUUUCGGUGACACCCCACCCCCCUAACAUGUGACGUAAUUUAUGGAUGAGCUUAUAUGUUUUUCUAAGACUUAGAUAAGUAAAUAAACUAUGAAUGGUACAAAGUUAUCAAACAUGAUUCACUAAUCUCUAAUUAUAGUUUUUAACACAUUAUAGGUUUAUCUAGGAGACAUUCAUUUAAUUCAUGAAUUAUUACAAUCAAAUUUUAAUAUUUUAUAAAAUAUUCGACGUAAUAUAGAAUAUAUUAUCUCUACUAAUAAAAUUUCAAAUGAUUUAAUAAAAUAUAAUCUUAUAUCAUAAUAAUUAAAUUCAUAGUAAAUUAUACCAUGCGAUUUAACUAAAAGGAAAGUCCCUUCAUGUGUUAAUAUAUCAAAUGUCAAUAAUAUGAUUUACUUAGAAAUCCUUUUUCCAUUUUAAUAAUGGUUUAUUUACUUUGCCUCUUUCUUGGACUAAAUUUAAACACAAACUUUAUUUUUUAUUUCAUUACUUUGAAUGAACAUAUUAUGACGUCACGAAAUGGCGCCGAACCCAUCCUAUUCUUAGUUAAAUCGCAUAGCAUCUUAUUUAAAUAUUAUAAUUAAAGUUAUUUACACAUUAAAAUACAUUUAGAAUUCAACGCGGAGAUUCAUAUGUUUGAAAUAUUUAAUUGACUUAAAGUAUUUAAAAAAUUCAAAACCAUAAUGAACUGUAUAAUACAACUUUAAAAAUUGAGAAAUACUAAAUGAUAAUGUCAAUUUAUGAUAAAUAGAGAUACUAGUAAGUCAUAGGUAUAUAUUUUUUUUAUUUAAAUUUUUGUAAAAUUUUUACCUCUACAGUACUUACAAUUUUCUUUUAAGCUACCUUCGAUUACAAAACCCUUAAAACUAUUGACAGUUGAGACAAGGAACAUAUUUUUUUAUAAUUUAAGGCUUAUUUUAAUAUUUUAAUGAAAUAUAACAAUUAUUAUAUAAUAAAUAAAUAAAAAUUAUUUGAUCUAAUUGAUACAGUGCUUACCUAGCAAGAUACAACUUAGAAGUUGAAGUUAGCUUCCUACUAAAUAUUAAACAUUACUAGACUACUGUUGGGAUAGAAAAGCCCAGAAAUCCCAUUAAAACAAGACAAUACUUUAAUGGAUAUUUACACGUAUAAGUAUUUAAUUUAUAAAAUUUCGAAAACAUUGUUCCUACUUAAACUUCACAGUAUAAGAUAUAAGAUAAUAUGUUUUUUUUAAAUACUAUUUCACAAUUAUUUAAUUAAAAGCAUAGACUUAGAAAUAUUUUUUUUUCUUGUAUAUAGCCCAUACACAAGGUAAGGAACUGAAGUGAAGGACUUCUUUGGAACAAUAAUAAAUUUUAGCAAUUAUAAAUUAUAUAUGUCUGAUAUUAUUUAAUUUUUUAAAGUGAUUUUGUUUGUAAAUGAACAAUUCACAAAAGAAUAUAUUUUAAUUGAAAUUAGACCUUAUUAUACAACAGGUUAAAAUGGUUAUUGAGAAAAUAACUUAAAAUUCGACCAAAUUUAUAAAUAUAAUAUAAGGUUCAAUGAAAUGAGCCGAGUUCAAAUAGUACCCUUUUCAUUGAUUUAAAAAUGGUCUAUGAUGUAGCUAAAUAUAUUCCUAAUUUGACAUUAAAAUGGCUAUCGAACAACGACUAAAACG
Messenger RNA from Zerene cesonia (dogface butterfly), 4088 nucleotides. RefSeq names its product 39S ribosomal protein L33, mitochondrial (gene mRpL33). Gene Ontology annotation, cellular component: mitochondrion. Bases 111 to 311 code for a protein of 66 amino acids. The transcript is spliced from 3 exons. The record is from RefSeq and is a predicted model, not a curated record. Gene Ontology annotation, biological process: translation. Lineage: Eukaryota; Metazoa; Arthropoda; Insecta; Lepidoptera; Pieridae.